Molecule: messenger RNA, 3567 nt
Organism: Chironomus riparius
Lineage: Eukaryota; Metazoa; Arthropoda; Insecta; Diptera; Chironomidae
Source: the annotation of a GenBank genome assembly
AUGUCAAAGCUUGAAAUGAUUCUUAUAAUGUGUGCAUCGAUAUUAACAUCAUCAGCAGUUUUUGUCAACUAUUUGCUGAAAAUUCAUGAAGGCUUUACAGUUAAGCAUGCACUUUUGGACAUAAUUGAUGAAUUUUAUACCAAAAAUUCAUUAGAAUUUGAUUUUAUAAUAUUUGAUAGUGAAAAUUCGGCAUUAAUCAAUAAAAUUGGAAGUUCCAACAGUGGAAUGCAGCCAUAUCAAGUGAAGACAGUCAAUAGCUUUGAGAAAUGGAACCAGAUAGACAAGUCAGCUGUGAUUCUAGUCAAUAAUGGACACAACUUUAACAUACUCAAUUCUAAGGUCAAUUUGACCAAUUCUUAUGCAAAAAACUUAAAAUUUGUGAUCAUUUUUGAUGAUUUUGAAAAUUCUAUAGAACAUAUUUUGGCACGUGAACAACUUACUAAUUCCAAAGGCAUCAUUUUAGAUUUUUCUUACUUUGUGCUAAAUUUUGAUGACACAAUUCAUUUAGUGACAAUUUUAUGGCACAGCGAGGCUUUUUGUGGUUCAGCUUACUAUUAUCCAAUCAAUGUCUACCUAAAAAGAUCUAAAACUUGGGCUGUAAAGCUUAAAGAUUUCCAGAAGUUUCGCAAUUUCCAUAAAUGUCCAUUGAUAGUCACCAGCUUACACACUUUCUAUGGAUUCUUUUAUGCUGAUCAAUUUGAUAAAAGAUUUAGAGGACUUCUUGUUGAUUUGGUACAAUCAAUAGCUCAAUAUGUCAAUUUUACAGCAGCCUUCAUUUCUACUAAAGACAACUCAUUAACUGGCUCGUACAUCGAUCAAACCGGCAACCAAACAUUCCAAGUCGUUCAAGGCGUCAAAACAAACUUUCCAGAUUCCCUCGAGCAUGUGACAAUGACAUUCAGUCAGAAUAGCUUUAUAUUCGUGAUUACACCAGCUGAUCCGUACACAAGUUAUGAGAAAAUUUUACUUCCUUUCGACACAGACACGUGGACAUGGCUGAUUAUCACAUUUUCAUGUACUUUUGUGUCAAUUUUUAUCAUCAACAGGAUCUCAAAGGAAGUACAAGACAUAGUUUAUGGUGAAAAUGUUCAGACACCGACCAUGAAUGUUUUCUUUAUUUUCUUCGGAAUUGGUCAAAUGCGACUGCCUGCAAAGUGGUUUGCACGAUUUUUACUCAUCAAUUUUAUUCUGUUUUGUUUGAUUUUUCGAACUUGUUAUCAAAGUAAAAUGUUUGAAUUUAUGACAUCGGAUAUGAGGAAGUCCUCGCCGGAAACUAUCGAUGAUCUUUUUGUGCAGAAUUUUACAAUUUAUACGAUGGAAUUUGAGCAUAUUGUGAAGAUUUUGGAGAAUCUGAUUGAUGAGAAGAGAAGACUGGACCAUUCACAAAAAAUAGCCUUCUUUAUGCCUCAAGAUUCAAUUCCAAGUUUAAUUAUAAGAUGUAAAUGUCAACCAAAGAUUCUCAGACAAGCACUUUGGACUUACCAAAAUGGAAUAUCAAUGCUAAAAAAUCAUUUCUUAUUUGCUGCAACUGAGGAAGUCAUGCAGAAGUUUAUCCCAAUGGGAUUAAUUCAACAUUCGUACGAUCUUCACAAUUGGAUCUGCCUUAGACCGAUUAUUGAGCCUGAAGAGAAUGAACCAAUAGUUUUGACAAUGGAUGAAUUAGAAUUUGGAUUUAUUUUGUGGCUGACUGUCUGUGCAGUGUCAAUUUUGGGAUUUUUCUGGGAAAUUUUAAUGUCUAAGAUAAGAAGCUGCAUGGGAAUUAGCUUUUUGAUAGGAUGUUCAGCAGUCAGCAUCACCAUGAACCCCAACAAUGAUGAUCUAUCGACUAUUCAAGCCAUUUCAGACAUUAUCGACGAGUUUUACAGCAAAAAGUCACUUGAUUUUGAUUUUAUAAUUUUUGACAGUGAAAAUUCAAGAAUAAUCGAUAAAAUUGGAAGUUCCAGCAACAAGCUACAUCCAUAUCAAGUCAAGACAGUCGACAAUUUUGAUGAAUGGAAUCAGAUUGACAAGUCAGCUGUAAUUCUAGUUGGAAAUGUUUUGUCUGUCAACAAUUUGAAUAAUGAAGUAAAAUUGACUAAUUUUUACUCAAAAGACUUAAUUUUUUUGAUAAUUUUGGACGAAGUUUUUGGAUUUCCUUUAAAAUUAUCAGCACAGCCAUUUUUAGUCAACGAUUAUGGACGAUUGCUUGAAUUUUCAUAUUUUCUCAUCAAUUAUCAUGACAAAAUUGUCUUCGGGACUGUCACGUGGUUCAGUCAGUCAAAAUGUGAUGCUCCACUCUUUAUGCCAGUCAAUGUCAUGCUCAAAAGUACUAAACAAUGGCUCACAAGUCUUAAAUUCUUCGAUAAAUUCAGAAACCUUCAUGGAUGUCCUCUAACAUCAGGUAGCAUAUUCAACACAUUAGGAACAUUCUACAAAGACAAAUUUACAUCAGAACUCAGAGGAAUCUUCUUUGACUUAACGCUAGCUAUAGCUCAAUACACGAACUUUACAGCUUACUUUUUUCCAAUCAGCAAUUAUACAUUAAGUGACGAUGUCAAUAAAGUAGACGAAACUGGUGACGGAAGGAUCCAAAUUGUAUAUAAAAUCAGAACAAACUCUUUAGAUUCCCACGAGCAUGUGACAAUGACAUUUACACAAUUUAGCUUCAUAUUUGUGAUUACACCAGCUGAUCCGUACACAAGUUAUGAAAAAAUUUUGCUUCCGUUUGACACAGACACAUGGACAUGGCUGAUUAUCACAUUUUCAUGUACUUUUGUGUCAAUUUUUAUCAUCAACAGGAUCUCAAAGGAAGUACAAGACAUAGUUUAUGGUGAAAAUGUUCAAACACCGACCAUGAAUGUUUUCUUUAUUUUCUUCGGAAUCGGUCAAAUGCGACUGCCUGCAAAGUGGUUUGCACGAUUUUUACUCAUCAAUUUUAUUCUGUUUUGUUUGAUUUUUCGAACUUGUUAUCAAAGUAAAAUGUUUGAAUUUAUGACAUCGGAUAUGAGGAAGUCCUCGCCGGAAACUAUCGAUGAUCUUUUUGUGCAGAAUUUUACAAUUUAUACGAUGGAAUUUGAGCAUAUUGUGAAGAUUUUGGGGAAUCUGAUUGAUGAGAAGAGAAGGUGCCUUUACACUAAGUAUCCACGUGGCUUCACACUAAGCUUUUUAGAUUCCGGUGUCUUGAAACUAGGACAAAACAGCACAGCACGAAUAGCUUUCUUUAUUCCAGAUGAUUCUUUAGUUAUAUUUCGUGAGAAAUGUAAUUGUUUACCAAAAGUGCUCAAGCAGACCCUCCUGACUUACCAAAAUGGCAUCGCAAUGCUCAAAAAUAAUUUUUUAUUCAAGCAAACUGAGGAAGUUGUUCAAAGAUUUAUUGAAAUGGGAAUCAUGCAACAUUUAUAUGAAUAUCAUGUUUGGGUCUGCAACCGACCAGUGAUAGCAAUUGAUGAAAAUAAGCCUAAAAUUUUGACGAUGGAUGAUUUAGAAUUUGGAUUUACAAUUUGGAUAGCUGUGAUUUGUGCAUCAAUUUUAGGAUUUUUGUUUGAAAUUGUCAGGUUUUGGAUUAAGAAACUGAUUAGAAAAUUGUAG